Messenger RNA from Paramuricea clavata, 498 nucleotides. The record is from the annotation of a GenBank genome assembly. NCBI's taxonomy places the organism in Eukaryota, Metazoa, Cnidaria, Anthozoa, Malacalcyonacea, Plexauridae.
AUGUCUAACACGAAAAAACUUAAACCUGGAGGAACAAGAGUAUAUUGCUCGGCCUGUAACUGCUCUAAUAGCAAGGGGUCCCGUCCAGAACUGAGCUUUUUCCGUUUUCCAUCUGACCCCAAAAGGUAAUAUUUAUGUACAAUGUCUUCAUUUUAAUAGAUCAUGAUUGUUACAAAAAUAUGCAACAGUCCAUAAAAAAUUAUAAAAUGGAAUAAACUUUUAUAUUAAUGUAGAUCGAAAGAGUGGGUCGUUUCGUGUCGACGUGAAGAUCUUUUGAUCAAAACCUCAGAGUAUUUAUACGCCAAUUGCAGAUUGUGUUCGGAACAUUUUGAGGACUGUAUGUUUGUUAACCCGUCAAGAAAAAACCGGUUGAAUAACACCGCGAGGCCUAGCAUUUUUAAUGUGAAAAAUCCACCACCAAAACUGGGUCGUAAACGUCGCAUCUUAGACAGAAACGAAGACCUGUUACCAUCAAAAGGUAAAGAGGUUGCUUAUUGA